This is a messenger RNA of Dentiscutata heterogama, 211 nucleotides long. The record is from the annotation of a GenBank genome assembly. NCBI's taxonomy places the organism in Eukaryota, Fungi, Glomeromycota, Glomeromycetes, Diversisporales, Gigasporaceae.
AUGGCUUCAAUCUUUAGUGCUAGUAGUUCAUCUAAAAGAAUAGAUACAACAAGCUAUGGUUCAAAUGAUUCAUCAACUAGAAAUAAAAAACUUGAAACAGUUUUGUCAAAACCACAUUCUAAACAAUGGCAACAAAAACUUACUUGGAAUAUAGUUAAAUUUUUUCUUACUUGUACCCUUCCUUUAUCUUUAAUAGAAAAUAAGAAUUUUC